CUUCACUUGGUUUGGGUUAUGACUGCUUGAUCGAUGGCCCCUUGCCGACUUACCUGUUUGCUUGGCCUGCGCAAUGAUCUUCUUUCAAGUUCAUGCACAUGCUCAUCUCUUUGAUUCUUGACUUAGUACCUGGUAGAGCUGCUUAGAUGCAUAAAGAUGUGCUCUAGAGUGCUCGAGCGGUCCUGAAUCUCAUCCGACCAUAUUGCUGGCUACCAAUUAGUCACUGUUGUUACACAACACAUACUCUCACUAUAUACAUGCGCUCGAAGCUGCAGUCAUCCUUUUUCAAUCGAGGACAAUCCUAGUCUCCCAUCAACUAUUUCUCGAGUCACAGUCGGCCACUGGUGAUGAUAAAUCUUCACGGGCAAUGAGCAUUGGCAUGAAUCUCCCCGCGAGAGACACUAUAUUGCGGCCGAGAUGGACAGCAGUGAAAAAGGACAUACCAAAAGACAGCGCAGGUCUUCUCUCUCACAGCAGCUACAACGGGUCUUCCAUUUGGAUAAACAUGUGAAUAAGGAAAGGCGCAGGCGAUCGUCGGAUGCGAUAGAGGCUCAAACCAUAAGGACCCCCGGGCAAGAGCGAGAGGGGACACAGCAGACAGACCAGGUUGGCCUAGGCGGCAGUACAAGUCGAUCCGCAUCAUUCAUAAGAACAAAUGAAGAUGUCGGUUCACGUAUAGCCCAAGGUCCAACCUUUCCGGGUUUGGUUGACAAUGAGCUCGUGAAGUCAUCAGCACACACUAUCAGCCAGGGAACAUUGCAACUGUCCGACUCAUCCUCCCUCAUGGAUAUGUCUUCUGGCAAGCACGGGUCAUUCAGCCCCGCUACUUCGAUCAACAAGGCGACGGACAGGAAUGAAAGAAGGGCUACAAGGCGCCUAGAAGCAGAAAGGUUGGAGCUUGAGAAGAGGUUUCUUAACCUCGAAAAGAGCGAGCAACGCCAUGGGAUAAGCCAACAGCAGAAAGAGUCCCGGCGCCUUACCAAAAAACAACCUAUAAGAAGCUCAAGUAGGGCAUCGAGUGUGAGUGAAGAUGAGUCUCGCCCAUCACGCCGAUUCUCUUCUCUCUUCUCAAGUUCGAGGCGAGGUUCCCGGUCACGUUCAAAUUCCCUAAGCAGAAGUGACGGAGAUUAUCCAACUAAACUACCAGCUGACGCCGAAAAAUCACACUCUGGACUGCACUCGGGACCGCACGCAGCUCGAUCUCACAUUGCCGUGAAGAUGCCUAAUCGCUUCGGCGCCGUGAUAUCUAAAGAGCUCUCCAUCAACAACGCGCUGGCCCCAUACCAACCUGAGCCUGCGCCCAUGCGGGAGCUAAUGCCGGCGAAUCCUACCAGUACAGAAUCUAAGGCAAAUGAUUCUACCGGGCCUGAUCCUCGCAGUAUCGAACACAAUUUGUCGCACGAACAAAGCCCUGUACAAGACCACCUCGUUACCAUCGACAGUAACGCGCCAAGGGUAGCAUCGAAAGCCCCUAGUCUUCCUGUCCCUACAGACCUGGACCGCUUGUCCUUCGCAGCAACCCUCAACCUUAAAAGUAGGGAGUCUGGCAACGUGAGGUUAUCUGGACAUCGUCGGUCAUCGACGGUGUCUUCCCCGGAACUGCUGAAUAAACGGGAAAAGCAUGCUCGCGGUAGCUACAAAAGCACUCGCAUAGCUCAGGUGGCAGCUGAUGGUGGAAAAACUUCAAGUUCACUAGGACUGUCAUCGACUAACUUACAAGCCAAUUCGUUGAGGGCUGCACCGAACAGAACUUCCACGGACCGUUAUUUUCAGAGACCGUAUAAGAGCUACAUUUCAUCACCCCUUACAGUGGCCUCAACUGUGGACAGCAGAUCCAAGCUGUCUUCAAAUGCUAAGGAGACUUCAAACACAACAACUUUGCAAGCUCCUAUCGAAGAUAAAUCAAACCCCAUGGAUUCUAUCAAGGCUAUAGAUCCCAAGUAUAAGCGGACACAUCCAGAUGUUACAAGGCGUCUAUCCGGGAGAUACGAGGAUAAAGGCGAAGGAGACCUUGCACAGCCUCACAGUAUCGUUGGGAACCCGCAGGAGCGCUCUGUUGUUGGCUACACGUGGGCUAGUCACCAUCUCCAAACACCUUUGAGCAAGUGCAUUCUUACAAACCAAGAUGAAGCUCAUGCAGUGACAUGCCGAGAGCCUGGAGUCGAGAAGUCGGAUUCUCGGACUCACAACACAAAUGGCAGCCUAACUGAUUUAAUCGUCUACCAGGCGAAGCAUGCAGGUCGGGACGGACACCUAGAAUCUCAAGGUACUCCACCGCGUUAUAGAACUCAAGCUUGUCAAAACCUAGCCCAGAGCUUUCAGGGUGCUCCUAGGAUGCAGAGACCUGAAGCCUGUCAUAUGCCUUAUGAGAGCAAGCUUACACAACGGAGAGGUUCAAUUUCGUCAAUAUCCGCAUCCUCUGAAGAGCCACGAUCAGAAGAUUACAACACUGCGGACGAAGCCUGCUCAUCUGUUUCGCUUCCUCGACAGGAUGGCAUUGCCCCAGCCAGCUUUCCUCACACUGAUGACACUGUACCAAGUACAUUGGACAAUAAUGACAACGAUGUGUCGCUCAGUGUGGGAGCUUCAACCUCCGAUUUAUGCAACAUGCCGGAAGGGCGAAUGAACGGACGCAUUGAGCAAUUGAAAAAUGUACAGACAGUCGGCCCGUUUAAAAUGCUCUUUGUCAUCUGCUGUCACUGCGGCCAUUGGCACGAUCUGCCAUCGAAAAUGCAUGCGAAAUUCACUUCGCCGAGCACAUCUUCAGUCGCCAAAGAGCAUAAGCUCUCCACUGACAAGGGUGAACCACGUGCUGGCCAAGAAUGUAUUGAUUCAAAAAUACGCAAAAAUAGUUUUUCAGGACAGUGUGCCGAUUCAUCAAGUACCAAGUCUCCUGCCUCUGCCGCAAGGUCUCAAUCUCCGACUACGGUGCAGUGCUGCUGGUGUAAUCAUCGCAUGGAUAGGUCAUGUUGCCAGGGAUGGACAACCAUGAUUCGCAUGUGUGAAAGGCAUCACUAGCAGUGUGCCAGAGAAAUUGUCGUCUGUAUGGUGACCGGGAGUGAUUGUGAAUUCUACUGUGGAAGUGGCCAUUGGGGUGGAAACAUGCAUUGCAGUUAUGGUUGGCUUAUUAGAACGCACUCCAGCUUUGCUGGGGGAUAUAUUCUUGGAUUCCGGACGAGGAAAUGGUG
Molecule: messenger RNA, 3188 nt
Organism: Aspergillus costaricaensis CBS 115574
Lineage: Eukaryota; Fungi; Ascomycota; Eurotiomycetes; Eurotiales; Aspergillaceae
Exons: 2
Coding region: 418-3018 (866 amino acids)
Source: RefSeq, a predicted model, not a curated record